Molecule: messenger RNA, 3884 nt
Organism: Styela clava
Lineage: Eukaryota; Metazoa; Chordata; Ascidiacea; Stolidobranchia; Styelidae
Source: RefSeq, a predicted model, not a curated record
AAGAGGAAAGGCUACUUAAGCAUUUUCUCGAGUAAUUAAUGCGCUAAUUGCUGGUUUUUGAAAUUGUCUUGACAUUGUUGAAAUCAACCAGGUGGUUGAUUAGGAAAGCGAGGAAGCCUUGAUUGGACAACAUGCAGCGCCAUGUUUUGUCCACGACGCUUGUGGCUGCAAUUGUACUUUUAGCCACUGUGUCGGCUGAGAUUAAAUUGAUCAGAUCAACGGCCACCACGUUGGAAUGGAAUCUGGCCGGAAGUUUGAAACCUGGAAAGAAAUAUACAGCCGAGGUCCUACUAAACUCCGGAACCGGACAAGUCCGGGUGAUAGACGAGCCUCUGGGUGCGAAAGCCAGGACUUACAAAGCUUUCAACCUGAAAUCUAACAAGUUGUAUCAGCUUCGUUUGAAAGUUGUUGCAAGAGGAGCUACAGCUCAAGAUGGGGAAACCAGCAAGCCUAGCUAUACUAAUCUUCGUUGCUAUUCGUGCAAUGGCGCAUCUUCCAUCGACACUUGUACCGAUCUGGUUGAAUGUUCGCCGAACCAGCGACAAUGUUACACGAGACUUCGUUACGGUAGCAGUACAGGACGAAUGUAUCUCUUCAAAGGAUGCAAAGUGACAAAUGAUGUUUGCCAGACCAAUAAGGAGCGAAUGGAACUGAUGAGAAUCGCGAAUGAGAAAGUCGGAGAUUUGUCCAACGAACAAGUUCUAGCUACGAUGCCAGGAUUGAGAUUUUUUGGCAACUUAGAAACACUUUUCAAAAGAUCACCAGCAAUAUUGAAACAGGUCAAAAAGAAAUACAGCACAAACAAGAAGAAGGAGCUAGAGAUUGCUCUAAGAAAGCACUGCAGUUCACGCGACGAUCCAGAUGACUUUUGUCGUUGUUGUUGCUCGGCUGAACGUUGCAAUCAUGCUUUGCUUAACUGCGGUGUUACACCGCCCCCUGAUGAGCGAGAAGACGAACCGCUACCACCAGACAUCGCAACUACAAAGCCCGAGGUUACAUUUCCUACUGUCGUUCCAAAGAAGGUCGCUCCGAUAUGCCAACGUUUCAAUGGCGGAUGUGAUCACACAUGCAUACCGUUGAAUAAGACGACAGUCAGAUGUGAAUGCUUUAAGGAUUAUAAGCUCCAAGAAGACGGGAAAACGUGUAAAACACAUCUAAAACGCGCCAUUGCUGAUGCCGGACCAGAUGUUGAAGUCACUCUCCCUCAAGACAGCGUGACUUUGAGUGGUGAGAAUACUCUGGGCUCAGUGAAGAGAUAUCGGUGGUGGGAUCCUAUUGCAAGCGGAGAGGGAGCAAGUCUGACUGUGUCGGACCCAACCCAGCAAGACAUCUUCAUUACAAACCUUAGACCUGGGACAUACAAGUUUAUUUUGAUGGUGACGGGAAUGGACGGACGAAGAACUUCUGAUAUGACGAUACUGACUGUGAAGCCUAAUCCUAGCUUUGUGAACGCAACAGAAGAAGCGGCGAAGAAACGGCUGAGACCACGAAGACCUCGAGCUAGAGUUGUGGGUCUGAACAGAUACCGAUCUAUUCGCCAUAGAAAAAGAUGGAAGUCAUAUGUGAAAAUUCAUGGCACCAAUGCCACGACAUCAACAACGGCGCCACGCCUUCGAUUUACCACCACAAGAGCACCGUUCAAUAUCAUCCGCGGAAAAAACAGAUUGACGCCACGUAGAACGACAACUACCGCUGCACCCGCUACAACAAGGCCUAAACGUGCAGGAGGUGGAAAACCUGGCGCAGGAAAACGCAAGCCUGUUAAAGGAGCUCGCAAGCCUGUCAAAGGAACUCGCAAGCCUGGCGCAGGAACUAGCAGGCCUGGAGUUCGUAAACCGGGACCAGGAGUGAAAAGACCAGGUGCCGGACAGAGGCAACCAGCAUCGGGAAACAAGGGUGUGCGGAAGCCAUUGGGUGGUGGAAGGAAGCCAACCAAACAACUUCCUCCAAGAGGUCAAGGAGCGGGAAGAGUAGCCAGGCCAAGAUCCGCAGGCAUUGGAGCAAGGGGUGGUAGAAGAGCAGGACUAGCCCGACUUCGUAUGGCAACUCCGAAACCCGCCCGAACUUUGGCACCUACAAAGCGUACUCCAGCCACUCAAACACCAGCGUCGAAAAGUCCAUGGAAGCCAAAAGUACCAGCUAAGCCAAAGGCUCCAGUUAAGCCAAAAAUACCGGUGAAACCAAAGGCACCGGUUAAACCGAAGGUACCGGUAAAACCAAAAAUUCCGGCAAAACCAAAAAAUACGUUGAAACCAAAACGUCCAAUGCGAAGAGUACCGGUUCGUAGACCAGGAAUGGCAAACCGAAAACCAGGGACUUUCAAACGGUUAACCGGACCCAAGUCAAAGAACCAACCCAAACGGUUGGGCCUAAAACAAAGAAAACCUUUCGUACCGAAGAAACCCGGAGCCAAGCCAACCACGACUCCGGCCACUACUUUACCAGUGACGACGACUCCAGCUACCACUGAAACCACUACCACCACGAAAGAACCCGAAAAUGUUUGCCCAAGCCUUGACGAACUUGAAACCCGUCGUGUCGUCUCUAAGUGUUCAAUUGAUGGAAAGAAAUGCGACUUCGAAUGCCCAGUUGAUAUGACUCUACGAGGCGGAUCGGAGUCCGUAACUUGUGGCACAUUCGGAGGAAAGCCAGCAUGGAUGAACGGGCCAUCUCCCGCAGUUUUGCCGUGUUGCGAGCUCUCUUGUCCCGCCAACGCAUAUGCUGAUAUCGUGUUCCUGAUUCAUUCUACUACUCUUACCGGAAGAGCAGGCUGGACAAAUGUGCUGAAUUUUGUUAACUCAAUAGUCAGCAAGUUCACCUUCGGUAAAGAUAACGUUUGUGUAGGAGCAGUCCGGUACAACAACCGCAUCGAUACCAGGUCAGAGAUACCGUUAGAUUGCUCGACUACAAAGGACAAUUUCAAGAAAGCUCUCUUGAGGAUGCCGUUUGUUGGAGUUGGAGCUAACACAGGAGCCGGCUUGAAUCAUCUCAGAACAAAAUCGUUCAAGACACCGAACAACAGACCUCGAGCACAAGAUGUCGCUGUUCUUGUCUCAGAUUCAAGAUCUGCUGAUGACGUCAUCAAACCUGCCAAAGAGUUGAAAGCCUCUGGGGUCAAAAUCCAAGUAAUCGGUAUCAAGACACGAGGAGGAACCCCAAAUACCGCACAAUUGAAGACAAUCGCAAGUUAUUCAGCAAGGAUAUUGAAUCUGCCUCGAAUCCCCAUAACUCCGCCUCCUGGAGUUGUUAAUCAAAUGCAAAAUCUAGUUUGCCCCGAAGGUUGCCAACGUUACGAAGACGAACAAGUUGAACGCGUUGCUUUGCCGAAAACGGCGGAAGGUUGAAUACCUAUGACGUCACCAUGACAAAAAUUUAAAAUGAUGACGUCAGCAUGGCAACAAAUUAAAACUAUGACGUCACAUUGUCAACAUAUUUUUACGUGAUUUUAAAAACGAUAAAUUAACAAACUUUUUUGUCUAUAAAAUUUGAUACGGAAAAGUUUAUGACGUCACGGAGUCAACAAAUGAUAGAUGACAGUGUCCAUAGUUACGACAUAAUUAUAAAUAUUUUCUGCCUUUUAUGACGAUUUUGUUCCUAAUAUAUCAGUUAUAAUUCAAUAAAUAUAACAGCAGAGAUACGUGUUCUAACGUAUUGUUCUUUUUCUUUUCUUGACUAAGGCGGUAUUUCUGGUCAAUUUUCCAGAUUGUAAAAUAAAGUAUAUGUUACGUAAAAAGUCUUUGAGUUGUCCAUUAAACUAACAAAAACCUAGCAAACGUGAAGUUAUAUCUAUCUACGACAGUGCUUUUCAACCUUUUUGGUAUUGUGAGUCUCCUGAUAUAAUUUUUCGUUUUUUAUGGAACCCCAAUUAACAAAAUUAAAAAAAA